AUGGAUGGCCCUCGGUCUAGUGGCCUCCGCAAGAAGAGGAAGUCAAGGUCAGAGCGGGGUCUGGGCCGGAGACCACACGGGAUAAGGAGCAACCAUAUUAAGGGUUCAGUCUUUCCCUUCUCCUCCGACUCGGAGCGGGAGGGCGAGCGGAAGCCCUCCUCAUCCCGCCCUCGACCCCCGCGAAGAAAGCGUAAGGAGUCUACUUCGGAUGAAGAGGACAUCAUCGAUGGCUUCUCCAUUACCGGGUUCGUGACCCUGGAGGCGCUGGAGAAAACACUGAAGCCUGAGGAGUGUAGUGACACCCAGGCAGGGCCCCUGCAUAAGAAAAAGCCUGCCAGGGUCCCCAACGGCCGGAGCCUGGAGACCUGCAAGAGCAAUCGCCAUCACCACAAGCUUUCAGACCAGGAGAACAACCCCCGCCUGGCACACACACAAGGCAAGAGGAAGAAGAAACACCUGAACAAGAAGCACAGGCCUCUGAAGCCGGGGCCGAACAACUGUAAAGGCAGCGACAGUGAGAGUGUGAGCGGAGAAUCCAAGCCUUCGUUCAGGAGCAGCUCCAGAGACAGGCUGACGGAUGGUGACACAGAGAGUGACCAGGACGACAAGGUCUCCAAUGCCGGCUCCGAGAAGUUUUUCAGCACAGCCGCAGUUAAAGUUCCAGAUUUUGGCGUUGAUGUGCUCUCCACCAAUGGCAGCCAGGAGCCUAACGGCCCCGGCCUCCUCCAGGUGUCAGGCCUAGAGCGCAGUCAAGAGCGGAGCCAGGAGAACUGCAGGGACCCCCCCCCACCCCCUGCAGCCAGCACCCCCAAUCAGCCUCUGCCCCCCCAAGACACCCCCCUGACUCAGCCCCAGCCCUCCACCCCCCUGCCCCUGUCCCCCCACUGGAGCCGGGCGAAAAGCCCACCCCAGGCCCCGGCCGCAGCCCCCCCGCCCCCACGCUCAGAGGCUCUUCCCAGGCCUCGGACGCCCGCAGCCCUGCCUCUCGCCCAGGGCCAAGAGCCCUCGCUGCCCCCCCCUCCCCGGCCCCAGCACCAGCCUGAACUGCUGUCUCACCCCCGGCCAUCACCAACGCCCAGCCUUCACCCACAUCCACCAUCGCCUGCCCUCCCAUCUCACCACCCUCACCAGCAGCACCCCAGUCAGGCCGGGCCCCACCGCCCCCCCUCCCGCUGCCACUCCCGCCCCCUGUCUGUCUACAACGGCCCCAACCUCAACGGUCACAGCAGCAGCAGAAGCAGCACCCCAGGCUCCAAGCCCCACGGGCCCCCUGGUCCCUCCUUCCACCUCCCCCACCACCCGCCCCCUCCCGCGGCAGCGGCAGCCUCUUCCUUUCCCCUGCCCUUGGCUGCCAACCAGAGCACCCCCCACGGCUUCCCCCCUGCCUUGCAGUCCUCGCCACACCCACACCACCCCAAUAUGUUCGCUCCUCCAGCAGCCUUACCUCCACCACCACCAUUGACGUCUAGCAGCCAGCCAGCACCUGGACAUCCUGCAGCUGGGAGCGCCUAUUCAGAGCAAGAACUUCUGCGCCAGGAGCUCAACACCCGUUUCCUGGCCUCCCAAAACUCCGACCGCGGCGCCUCGCUGGGCCCCCCCCCCUACCUGCGCACCGAGUUCCACCAGCACCAGCAUCAGCACCAGCAUCAGCACCAACACACCCACCAGCACACCCACCAGCACACCUUCACGCCCUUCCCCCACGCCAUCAUGCCCACCCCAGCACCGCCCAUGGUGCGUACCCCUACCAGAAAUUUUGACAAAUACCCAACGAAAGUCGACCCCUUCUACAGACACAGCCUCUUUCACUCAUACCCACCGGCCAUGUCUGGCCUCCCCCCCGUCAUCCCUCCGACCGGGCCCUUCGGCUCGCUGCAGGGCGCCUUUCAGCCCAAGACCUCUAAUCCACUGGAUGUGUCCACAAGACCAGGAGCCGUCCCACACACAUUCUUACAGAAGGACCCCAGGCUAACGGAUCCAUUUCGGCCCAUCCACAGGAAACCAGGGAAGUGGUGCGCCAUGCAUGUCCACACUGCCUGGCAGAUAUACCACCACCAGCAGAAAGUGAAGCAGCAGAUGCAGGUCGACCCUCACAAGCUUGACUUUGGCCUCAAACAUGAGUUCCUGAGUCGACCUCCAGGCCCAGGCCUGUUCGGCGCCAUCCAUCACCCCAACGACCUGGCACGCCCAGCGACGCUUUUCUCCGCUGCAGGUCCCAACCACCCAUCUGCAGGUCCCUUCGGCCAUCCAGCCCACCAUCCUGGAAACUUCCUCGCCCCAGCAUCUCACUUAGAACCUUUCCCCAGACCACCAUCCUUUGGAGGACUGGGAACUCUCAGUUCAUCUGCUUUCGGAGGACUGGGAAAUCCAGCAUUAACGGCCAACUCGGUGUUCGGCCAUAAAGACGGCCCCAACGCACAGCAGCACUUCAACAGCAGCAGUAACAGUAGCCACCAGGAGCCGUGGAACCGUCUCCACCGUACCCCACCCUCCUUCCCAACACCGCCACCCUGGCUGAAACCCGGAGACUCGGAGAGGAGCGCCUCAGUCAGCUCCCACGAGAGAGACCGAGACUCUGACAAGAGAGACUCGGUCAGUAAGGACGACAAGGACAGGGACUCUGUAGAGAAGCGUCAGCUGAGCCAUCCAUCACCGGUCCCUGUCAACUCCAUUAACCUCCUUGGCCACAAUCGGCCUCCUGAGCACCACAGGAACCAUCUGCCCCCUUCUUCUGGAGAACCUCAGAGGGAAAAAGAGAACAAGGCAAAAGACAGGGAGAGGGACCACUCAGAGCCCUGGAAAGACAAUGGCACUGAUGACCACAAGCUCAAAGACAGCCAGCACAGUGACAAGGACACACCUGUCAUCCUUGACAGCCGAGGUUCAGAGGACAAAGUGCCCAGCAGGGGGACACCGUCACCCUACAUCCGGCAGACCAGCCUAGAACGUCCCAACAGCGUCCUGAGCAGAGAGGUCCUCGAGAAGAAGAUAGAGCUGCCGUAUGAGCACCAGAAGAAAAACAUUGAAGUGAAAGUGAAGGAGGAGAGGAAGGAGGAACAGGAUGGAGCUACAGAGAGGCCAAGUGAGCACCCGGUACAGGCACCCAACACACAAAACCUCCACCCCCCCUCCUCCAUGCCCAUGCCCAUGCACAUGGGCAUGGCUGGUGUCCAUCCCAUGAACAGCAUCAGCAGUCUGGACAGAACUCGAAUGGUGGCACCCUUCAUGGGUAUUAGUCCCAUCCCAGGGGCAGACAGGUUCCCCUACCCUGCCUUCCACUGGGACCCAAUGCGGGACCCCUACAGGGGCCUGGACAUUCACAGACGGGACCCUUUGGCCAGAGAACUGCUGCUAAGAAACGACCCUCUGCACCGCCUAGCAGGGCCACGUCUCUACGAGGCCGAGCGCUCCUACAGGGACCGUGAGCCCCACGACUUUAAUCGUGAGCACAUCCACCCUCUGGCCCUGGAGCAGAGGAGGGAGCAUGAGCGCGCACAUCUGGAGGAGCGCGAGCGCCUCAACAUGCUCAGAGAGGACUACGAGCAUGGUCGCCUCCACCACGCAAUGCACCAUCCUGCCCUCGAGGGUCACCUCCCCCACCCGGCCCAUGGCCUCAUGGCCCCUGGACUUCCAGGCAUGCACUUCUCCAGAGUCAGCCCCUCAGCUGCAGCAGCAGCAGCAGCGACCGCCCAUCACAAUGGUAUCCUCAACAAAACACCACCCACGGCCUCGCUGAGUGCCCCGCCCCCACUCAUCCCCACAUUGGGUGCCAGGCCUGGCUCACCCAGACGGACUACUCCCCUGGCCAUAGAUAUCAGAGACAGGCCACCUCACAAAGACAUUGAGGCUCGGUGA
Messenger RNA from Limanda limanda (common dab), 3855 nucleotides. RefSeq names its product activator of transcription and developmental regulator AUTS2 a (gene auts2a). The transcript has 19 exons. The record is from RefSeq and is a predicted model, not a curated record. NCBI's taxonomy places the organism in Eukaryota, Metazoa, Chordata, Actinopteri, Pleuronectiformes, Pleuronectidae. Bases 1 to 3855 code for a protein of 1284 amino acids.